UUUCUUCUUGAAUAGUUGUUCAACCGGAUUCCGGUGUCAAAUUCAAGACUUAAGAACAAGCAGGGGACGAAACGGCGUCCAUUGUACUGAUCUCACACAAAGAUUGCAUCUGUUUGGGUUAACUUGUCAUGAGUCGGAAUGAAGUGUCUCAAGAACUGGAAUUUAUUAGAACAGAAUCCAGACAGAACCUCAUCAAGCGCACGGCAGAAGGUAUGUUUCACAGUAAUACUUAAUAAUGUAUUUAACAAAAACAAUAUCAUUGACCAAUACUUUGCUUUUAUGAAGGUAUCAAGUGGGAUUCCUCUCGCCAGGAAGUUAUGUUAUGCGGUUGGAGGCAUCCCUAAUCAGCUGACCUCUGUGGCCAUCGGUGUCUCGCUGCAGAUCUUUCUUCUGGAGGUUGCACAGCUGGAUGUUUUCUCCACCUCCAUCAUUUUAUUUGUGAGUCGGGCCUGGGAUGCAGUGACUGAUCCUUUGGUUGGAUACCUAGUGAGCCGCAGCAAGCCAACGCCGAUCGGCAAACUCACUCCUUGGGUGGUUCUGUCGACGCCGUUCGGCGUCCUGUCGUAUGUGCUGCUGUGGUUUGUUCCACGGGACAUCCACAAGACAUCUCUCAAGACGACGUGGUUUGUCGCAACUGCCUGCCUCUUUGAGACCCUCAUGAGUGUGAGGCGGCCAUCUCCUUGUCAUCUAUCUCUGCCCACUCACUCCCCCCCCCCACACCCCCAUCACACUAAGCUGUGUCACCAUGGCUACCAUUUCACACCAUCCUCACAGCCUGUGUCAUGUUUUCUUUACCUUUGUCGUUUUUAUCAGGGCUACAAUGUCCCCUAUCUUUCCUUGAGUAUGUUCCUCGGAGGAGACAAGAGAGACAGAGACUCGGUCACCGCUUAUAGAAUGUGUGUGGAGAUGAUAGCCAUGCUGUUAGCAUCCGUCAUCCAGGGUCAGGUCGUGGCUCUGUACAACACAGAAAAGCAGGAGGCCUGUGAACACCUCCAACAUGAUGGACCUCCAAGUUCAUCUCUACCGCAUGUUGCAUCACUCCAAGAGACGCAAAAGGCUUUCCUGAUAUCAUCUAUGGUUAUUGGAGGGCUGUUUUUCAUCAGCAGCAUUGUUCUCUUUUUGGGGGUGAAGGAGCAGCAGGGCCCCGUGAGCUCCAUUCACAAAGUGAGACCAUCCUAUAUAAACUCGCUGAAGAUGCUGAUCUGUCACAUCGGUUACCAACGUCUGGUCCUCGGAUUUGUGUUCAGCGCUUUUGCAUUUCAGACAUCCUUGGGAAGUUUUGCCCUUUUUUGCAGCCUUGCAUCUGGACUCAGCGAUCAGUUCCAGCACCUCCUACUGGCUUUACUGGUUUCUGCAUCAGUAGCGGUUCCUGUAUGGCAAGUAGUUCUCCUGAGAAUUGGGAAAAAGGCCACGGUUUUCAUCGGGCUCUCGCUUUUCAUCCCAGCGUCAAUCAUCGUAGCCUGCGUUCCCAGCAACUUCCCUGUCUUCGUGAUGAUGUGCAUCUUGAUGGGAUUCAGCGUGGCGACUAUAUUUUUGUUACCCUGGUCCAUGCUCCCUGAUGUGGUAGAUGACUUUGCCUUGACUUAUCCAUCCUAUAAAGAUCUGGAGCCGCUGUUUUUUUCCUGCUAUGCAUUCUGCAAUAAGCUGGCAGGAGGCCUCGCUGUUGGAUUCUCCACGUUGAUUUUGCAAUUUGUCGGAUACAGAGCUGGUGCGUGUCACCAUGGCGACGGAGUGGUGACGGCUCUGACUGUGCUCUUUUCACCUGUUCCCAUUGUUCUACUGUUAAUCGGGAUGACAUUUUUUUACACCUAUCCCAUCAAUGAGAGGCAAUGUUUGUCAAGCCAAGAAGCAGCCACAGUUCAUCCAGAAUCCCCAUCUUCAUCAUCCGAGCAAAGGGAAAGUGAAGAGCAGAAUGCUGGCGUGACAGCAAUUUCACAUCUUAACACAUCGCAGGAGUCCAAUACAUCACCUCGUGCAGGCAACCAUGUUAAAAAUGAUGCAGUGCGAUUGUCUGUCAUAUCCAUUGACUUAAAUUCUGCAAAUGACAGCAAAUCAGUCUUUCGGUCAGAUGUAAAUCAUAAAUAUGACAGGCGGAGUAUCAGCACUCAGAGGCUAAUGGAAGUGUCUAGAUGCUCAAAGAAGAGAUUCAAAGUCUCUUGGGUAUAGCAAGACACAUACUUCCUGUAACGGUUUGAAAUGUUUUUGAUUAAAAGCUUAA
This is a messenger RNA of Doryrhamphus excisus (bluestripe pipefish), 2218 nucleotides long. Lineage: Eukaryota; Metazoa; Chordata; Actinopteri; Syngnathiformes; Syngnathidae. The record is from RefSeq and is a predicted model, not a curated record.